CGCUUCAAUUCGUGGGCUUAGGCCGCUCGAGUAAAAUCUGACUAUGUUUGCUUUUAAAACUGAGUUUUGUUUUUAUUUUAAGUAUUGUGUAAGUUUCAGUGAUCUGCAAUAAUGACAAAGUGUACAUAAAUUAAUGAAAAUAAAAUACAAAAUUUGUGUAUCGGUAAAAGUUUUGGACUCCAAGUCUGCCUGGCAUGCAAAUGAGGCGAUCGCCCAAGCCAAAUAUACGCAAUUAUGGGCAAUUAAAUAAACAAUAAACCUUUUUCAAAUACCUUUUGCUUUUUAAAUAAACAAGUAUAAAAACAAAAAUGUUAUAAGUCGACUUGCCGGUGCGAGCACAACAAAAUAUUUAUUUUCAAUAGAGGCUGAGUUAAUUGUAACUAAACUGAAAAUCUAGUAUUAUUGAUUUCUUUAAAAUGAAGUUUAAUCCAGCUAUGAAUCACGUAUAUCUAAAUGAUGCCUUCAAGUCCUCCACCAUCUCCAUUAACUUAAAUCUUCCCGAGCAAAAUGCCAGCGCCUGCAGCUUGGGGGGAGCAUUUCCGGAGUCCAAGGAGCUUGUACUGACAAAAGAUGGCAGAAAGGUGCCUGGGGCAGAUCGGAGCAUUCUGGACAGGUCGAGAAGCUGUUUCGCGAAUUGCAGGAGGAAACUGUUCAAUAAGAGGACGCUUCACAAGCGUCUGCCCAUCCUACGCUGGCUUCCAAUGUAUACGAGCGAGGAUGCUAUUUGUGAUCUGGUGGCCGGCAUAAGCGUUGGGCUAACAGUCAUUCCGCAGGCGCUAGCUUAUGCGGGCAUUGCGGGUCUUCCGGUUGCGUAUGGAUUGUACUCUAGUUUUGCUGGAUGUUUUGUGUAUAUCUUUCUGGGCAGUUGCAAGGACGUGCCGCUAGGUCCUUCAGCAAUCAUUGCGCUGCUAACGUUCCAGGUGGCGCAGGGCUCAUGGCAGAUAUCCGUAUUGCUCUGUCUUAUGUGCGGUGUUCUUGAAUUGGCAAUGGGUCUUCUUGGGUUGGGCUUUCUCAUUGACUUUGUUUCUGGACCGGUUGCCUCAGGCUUUACCUCAGCUGUUUCGUUGAUUAUUCUCUCCUCGCAAAUUCAGAAUGUGCUGGGCAUCAAAGCCAAUGGCAAUACCUUUGUGGAGCUCUGGAAGCAGGUAUUCCUGAACAUACAAGACUCGCGUCCCACAGAUACACUUCUCGGAAUCACGUGCAUUGUAGUUCUGUUAAUGUUACGCAUGCUGUCCUCCUACCGCAUUGGACCCGAACUGGAUGAGCAGCACUCGCGUUGUCAACGUGUUGCUAACAAACUUUUUUGGAUUGUGGGCACGGCACGCAAUGCAAUCCUGGUCAUCGUCUGCUGCAUCAUGGGUUAUCUGCUGCACAGCGAGCAGCAUGGCACGCCUUUUUGCAUAGUAGGCGAGAUACCCCCGGGCCUGCCCAGUGUUCAGUGGCCACCCACAUCCCUAAGUGCGAACGAGACCACUGACGGCGAGCCACAGGACUUCUUUGAUAUGGUGCACAGCAUUGGAUCCGGUCUAAUAGUGAUUCCUUUGAUCUCCCUCAUGGAGAGUAUUGCGAUUGCAAAGGCGUUCGCCUUUGGCCAGCCUACAGACGCCUCACAGGAGCUUAUUGCUAUCGGCACAGCCAAUAUUCUGAAUUCCUUCAUGCAAGGCUUCCCAGGAACCGGCGCCUUGAGUCGGGGAGCUGUCAACAAUGCCAGUGGAGUACGCACUCCACUUAGCAACGUUUAUUCAGGGACAUUAGUCAUUGUCGCCCUGCUGUUCCUAACGCCCUACUUCUACUUUAUUCCUAAGGCCACACUGGCUGCAAUUAUAAUUUCCGCCGUUGUCUUUAUGAUCGAAAUCAAGGUCUUAAAGCCCAUCUGGCGUGCUAAAAAAACUGAUCUGGUGCCUGGUGUUGGAACCUUCGUUGCUUGUUUGGUGAUGCCUUUGGAGUGUGGAAUUCUUAUCGGAAUUGGAGUCAAUGUUAUUUUUAUAUUGUACAAUGUGGCUCGACCGAAGCUAAGUUUCGAACUCUUGUUAACCGAAUCAGGCAUCGAAUAUUUGAUGAUUACACCCGAUCGCUGCUUAAUCUUUCCUUCGGUGGAAUAUGUAAGAAACUGGGUUAACAAACACUCCAUGCGCCAGAAUGUGCCCGUCGUCGUCGAUGCCUCGCAUGUCUAUAGCGCUGACUUUACAACGGCAACUGUCGUAGGUUCUCUAAUCAACGACUUCCACCAGCGACAACAGUUACUAUUCUUCUACAAUCUGAAGCCAACUAUCUAUGAAUUGUUCAAGCAAGCUUCAGCAGCUCAGCUUGUGGUCUACUAUCAGGAACAUCAGCUGGAAAAUUUGCUAAGGGAACGACACUAUUCACAAAAAUCAGAGUUUGCAUGA
Molecule: messenger RNA, 2387 nt
Organism: Drosophila hydei
Lineage: Eukaryota; Metazoa; Arthropoda; Insecta; Diptera; Drosophilidae
Gene: Esp
Product: sodium-independent sulfate anion transporter
Exons: 6
Coding region: 417-2387 (656 amino acids)
Biological process (GO): transmembrane transport
Cellular component (GO): membrane
Molecular function (GO): sulfate transmembrane transporter activity
Source: RefSeq, a predicted model, not a curated record